This is a messenger RNA of Solanum dulcamara, 1226 nucleotides long. RefSeq names its product protein TIC 20-I, chloroplastic-like. Lineage: Eukaryota; Viridiplantae; Streptophyta; Magnoliopsida; Solanales; Solanaceae. Bases 181 to 996 code for a protein of 271 amino acids. The record is from RefSeq and is a predicted model, not a curated record. The transcript is spliced from 3 exons.
CCAAUCGAUAAGAAAAACCAGUUUAUCUCCUUCUAGAAUUGAUUCUUUUACUUACUUCAACUACUGCUCGCUGUGCCUCUCAGUCGCCGUUGAUCCGGCGACCUUUUCCGGUGGUGGUUGGUGGGUGCUCCGGCAGCGUUGGAUUGCUUGUACUGUCCAAUCUUAUCAAAGGGCUUGAAUAUGAUCCUAAAUGGAUGCUCCUUGAGGUCUGGGGGUAUUUGUAAACCUUACAAGGCAUGUAGUUCCAAUUCCUAUGGAUAUGCAUCAUCAUGCAUCCCGCUGCUGCCUUCCAAGGUUAUAGUCUCAUGUGUUAGACAUUCACCGACACCUCAUCAGUAUCCAACAUCCUGCUCCAAAGGAUUCAGCUUCCUUGAUCUUUCUUCUGCAUCAUCACUUCUUUUAAGUGGUGAAUAUGGUGGUCUUUCUAAUGCUAUACCCCGGUUACCAAGGCGAAGCCAAAUGUCCAUGACCCCUAGAGCAUCGAAGGAUGUCCCUUAUAGUUACAGAUUCCCUCCGAUGACCAAAAAGCCAAGGUGGUGGUGGAGAACCUUAGCAUGCCUUCCUUACUUGAUGCCUCUUCACGAGACUUGGAUGUAUGCUGAGACAGCAUAUCAUCUCCACCCCUUCUUGGAAGAUUUCGAGUUUCUGACAUACCCUUUCCUGGGAGCUAUUGGGAGAUUACCCAGCUGGUUUCUAAUGGCAUACUUCUUUGUUGCUUAUCUUGGUGUAGUGAGGAGAAAAGAAUGGCCUCAUUUCUUUAGGUUCCAUGUGGUGAUGGGGAUGCUACUCGAGAUUGCCCUACAGGUUAUCGGGACUAUAAGCCGUUGGAUGCCACUCGCGGUAUACUGGGGCAAGGUUGGCAUGCAUUUUUGGACCGCUGUUGCGUUUGCCUAUCUGUUCACAGUUUUAGAAUCCAUAAGGUGCGCACUUGCUGGGAUGUAUGCUGACAUCCCAUUUGUGUGUGAUGCAGCUUAUAUUCAAAUACCUUAUGAUUAAUGAAAGCCAACAUAUAGGGUCCAUGUAUUACUCAAACUCUCCAAAAAUGUUGUCUCACUUGUGUUGGAUCCGACACACAUCCGAGCAACAUAGCCUUGUACACAGAUGAAAAUCAUGUUUCUUAUGUCUUAUUGUUCAAACAGUGUUAUUUUAUUUACUACCUUGGAAGAUCAUCAAAUAAUUUGUUUUGCUACCUUCACAGCCUAGUUAAAUGCUCUUUUACAUAUAAG